This is a messenger RNA of Anoplopoma fimbria (sablefish), 1378 nucleotides long. RefSeq names its product pleckstrin (gene plek). The record is from RefSeq and is a predicted model, not a curated record. The transcript has 9 exons. Lineage: Eukaryota; Metazoa; Chordata; Actinopteri; Perciformes; Anoplopomatidae. Gene Ontology annotation, biological process: intracellular signal transduction; actin cytoskeleton organization. Gene Ontology annotation, cellular component: plasma membrane. The coding region runs from base 91 to 1146 and encodes 351 amino acids.
AGAGAGAGAGAGAGAGAGAGAGGUGGAUUGGGUAAUAAACGCUUUUGACAGUCACUGAAAAAGUGACGAAAGUUGCAAGUAGCAAAGAUCAUGGAGCCACAAGAGAUCAGAGAGGGAUACUUGGUGAAAAAGGGUACAGUGCUAAACUCCUGGAAGGCAGUGUGGGUGGUGCUGUCAGAAGAUGGGGUGGAGUUCUACAAAAAGAAAACAGACCGUUCUCCGAAAGGAAUGAUCCCUCUAAAGGGAGCCAUGCUCAGCAGUCCUUGCCAGGAUUUUGGCAAGAGAAUGCUGGUUUUCAAGAUUACCACGGACAGGAAGCAGGAUCACUUCUUCCAAGCCUCACAUGUGGAGGAGAGAGAGUUCUGGGUCAAGGACAUCAAGAGAGCGAUUACCUGCCUAGAGGGGGGAAAAAAGUUUGCCAGAAAGUCCACAAGACGCUCCAUUCGCCUGCCUGACAAAGUCAACCUGACAGAACUGUACACACUGAUGAAAGACCAAGACGAUGGAGUAAAAGAGUUAAAGCUAGAGCAGGAGAACCGAGUCUUCAACCACUGCUUCACCGGUGCAAUAGUGGUAGAGUGGCUGAUUUCGAAGGAGAAAGCGAGAAAUAGACAUGAGGCCCUCAUGCUAGCCACAGGGCUCCUGAAUGAGGGUUUUCUCCAGCCUGCUGGUGACCUGUCAAAGGAGAGAGCAGAGAGUGGAGAGCAAACAGCCUUCUUAGAUGAGACAGUUGCUCUUUAUUACUUUGCAGACAGUGGGUUCUUCUGCGAAGGCUACUCCAGUGAUGAAGAUGUGCUUCUGAAGGAAGAAUUCAGAGGAAACGUCAUAAAACAGGGCUGUUUACUGAAACAGGGACAUAAGAGAAAAAACUGGAAGGUGCGGAAAUUCGUACUGAGAGACGACCCUGCUUAUAUGCAUUAUUAUGACCCUACAAAGGGUGAUGAUCCCCUGGGCUCGAUCCAUCUCCGUGGGUCUGUAGUUACAGCUGUGGAGUUUGUGCCUGAUGCCAAAAAGUAUGACAUCGAGGACAACCUCUUUGAGAUCAUCACCUCAGAUGAGACUCACUACUUCCUCCAAGGUGCUACGGCGGAAGAAAGAAAGGAGUGGAUCAAAGCAAUACAGGCAGCUUCAAAAGGCGGAAAAUAACAGGAGCAGUGGGGCAACCAAAGUUGAACCUAUUCAUUGUAAAAAUGCUACGUUUGAAAUGUCUCUAAUUACAUCAAAGUGUGUCAGCAAAGUUUUCAUGUGUCAGCAAAAUUAAAAUAGUGCUGUGUCAUUCCAUAGUAAUUGGCAAGUUUCAAUGCUGUAUACACUAUCAAACUCAUUCCAUGAUUUUUUUGUGCAUGUAUCUAAUAAAAAAUAAAUAAAAGUUACAACA